Messenger RNA from Macadamia integrifolia, 1011 nucleotides. RefSeq lists its product as uncharacterized. The transcript has 3 exons. Bases 1 to 1011 code for a protein of 336 amino acids. NCBI's taxonomy places the organism in Eukaryota, Viridiplantae, Streptophyta, Magnoliopsida, Proteales, Proteaceae. The record is from RefSeq and is a predicted model, not a curated record.
AUGGCUAUGGAAGGUUUCUCUGGAGUUUUGAGAAGACUGGAAGUGGAUGGGAAAAUCUCUCUCAUUCCAAAGUGCAAGAAAGGUCACAUUUCCCAUCUCAUCUUUGCUGAUGACCUCAUGAUAUUUGUGAAGGCGGUUAGUGACUCAGUCAUAGCUAGUUUGGGGGCUCUAGAUGGGUUUGCUUCCUACUCUGGGUUGCAUCUCAAUAGAGCUAAGUCAUCUAUUAUUUUAGAGGGCCUUACUCAUUCUAACAGAAUGCAACUUCUGGAAUUAACGGGAAGCUUGAAGGAUGGAAAACCAGAUUCCUAUCCUAUGCGAGGAGGUUGUAGCUUAUAUCCUUUGUUCUUCAAGGCUGCUAUAUCUAUUGGUCAGGCAUCUUCGGCUCCCGAUCUAGCCCUUCUCUUAAGAGAAAAAUUCACUAUAUCUCCUGGGAAGCUAUCUGCAAACCAAAACAUGAAGGAGGGCCUUGGCCUCAAGCGCAUUAAGGAGAUGAAUGUUGCUGGAAUUAUGAAGCAAUUUUGGUGGAUUGCCUCUCACAAAAAUAGCUUUUGGGUCAAUUGGAUUUAUACUAGAUACCUAAAAAAUGAUUCCAUUUGGACUGUAAGACCUUCCUCAAAUUCUUCUUGGGUUUGGAGGAAAAUUAUUAAGUACAGAGAUAUUAUAGAGCCUCAUGUGCACCACCUCAUUGGUGAUGGCAGAUUGACAAACCUUUGGUUAGAUAAUUGGCACCCUUCUGGUAUUCUUUUGAAGAGAUUUGGAGAUAGAAUUCAAUAUGAUGUUGAAUCCCCUAGAUUAGCUAAAGUAGUUGAUAUUCUAAGGGAAGGAGAGUGGCAUCCUAGUCCACCUACUUCUAUGGAGCUUAUGGAAACUUGGGGAGCUCUUCCUGAUAUCCACAAGCUUCCUUAUGCUGAUAGGGAUAUGGUGGUGUGGAAAGACACUCUUCAAGAUCCUUUUCCACCAAAUCAGGUUGGGAUAUUGUGUGGCAUCAUGCCUCUAAGAUUGAGUGGAUAG